This is a messenger RNA of Paramuricea clavata, 384 nucleotides long. NCBI's taxonomy places the organism in Eukaryota, Metazoa, Cnidaria, Anthozoa, Malacalcyonacea, Plexauridae. The record is from the annotation of a GenBank genome assembly.
CGAAAGCACCUAGAGAAGGCUCUCUCAGCUGCACAGCGAGAUAAGCUGUUACUAAACGAGGCAAAAGAGGAUUCUACAUUUCGCAAAAAUUUGGCAGAAGCAACACGGCAGUCGACAGAAUCUUUUGCAAUUGCAUUAAAGGAUGUGAGCACUUCCAUCAUGAAUGUUGGAAAUGGAAUUUCUCGAUCUAUGGAAAUGAUGUCACAAGCUAUUAUGGCUCAGGUAAUGUCCAAUUCUCAGCCUCGGGGGCCAUUUAAUCAAAAUCUCUUUUACCAACAUGGUGAAAUGUCACCCCCACCCCCAGUAUUUCAAACCCACAAUGGUAUGUACCCUCAUAACCCACCAUGUCCAAGUAAUAGCAACAUUGAACCAAACAACGAAUAA